Molecule: messenger RNA, 1362 nt
Organism: Paracoccidioides brasiliensis Pb18
Exons: 3
Coding region: 1-1362 (453 amino acids)
Molecular function (GO): NAD binding
Source: RefSeq, a predicted model, not a curated record
AUGAACUCUCUGUUGCGGCGCGGCACCUCGUUUCUUUUUACAGGAACCAAAAGCCCGGUAGCAGACAGCGCCACUACGACAGCACCGGAGAAUACUCUGUUUACAAGGGUUGAUCCCUCAAUCGACGGGGAGGAUUGCGACCGUGAUUGUGAUAGCUGCACGAUUCGAUACCCCUCCAAAUUCGAGAUCGAUACUGAGGAUAAAUUAUACGGCAAUGUCAAAGGAUGGGCCACCCAUGUGCUCAUUGCAACGGGCAAAACGGACUGGGUGAGAGAUGUGGCUGAUGAGAAGGGAAGCGUUAUGGAAGCUAUUGAAAAGGGUGGCUUGAAGCCUAGCAAUGGGACCAUGAAACUCUCUGCUUCAAACAUUCCAGUUCCGGACGAAUACCACCAUCACGAACUUGGGAAGCAACCUACUACAGCUCUCAUCCUCCCCGCAUUCACCGUGGUCGAGCACGUCACCCCUGCCCUUGCCGCGGACCUCAUCACCUACUUCGUCAAUCCUGCCCUUACCACCACCUCACCCCUAUACAACUCAAACAUCGGCGAACUGCCUUCUACGAACACCCCUACCCCAGAACCAGCCCCAGGCACUUCCGCCCUUACGACGUCCCCUUCACCUUUAACAGGCACCAGCUCCUCCGUCGACUAUACGGCGCUCACCCCUCUCCGUUCCCGCCCAUGCCUACACACUGCUGUAAUUCUCCUCUGUUCCCAACGGACGCGCGACGCCCGUUGCGGCCAAUCCGCCCCGCUGCUCCGGCGGGAAUUCGAAAGACACCUGCGUGCUCGUGGAUUGUAUCGCGACCUCAACGACGAACGUCUUGGUGGCGUGGGGAUCUAUUUUAUAAGCCACGUUGGAGGGCACAAAUACUCCGCCAAUGUGAUCGUGUACCGGAGAAGGACGAAGAGCGAUUUUGCCGAUUCUACCACUGAGCCAAGCGCAGUAUCAGUUGAAGAAGGUGCUGUGCAGGGGAUAUGGCUUGCGAGAGUCCGACCGGAAGAUUGCGAAGGGAUUGUGAAAUUUACCGUCCUGCAGGGGAAGGUUGUCAAACCGGCAAGCCAACUGAGAGGAGGCUUUGAUCGUGAGAAGGGGCUGGUGAUCGAGGAGACGGCGCUGUUGAAGACGUUGAGUGAGGGGAGAAUUAAGGGGGCUGCGCUGGAUGUGUUUGACGUGGAGCCCUUGCCGGGGGAUAGCCAGUGGAGGACUACGAGGUGGGGAGUGGAGGGGAGGAGCGAAGUUUUGCUCUCGCCGCACCUGGGUUAUGCGGAAGAGGAGAUUAUGAAUAGAUGGUAUGAGGAGCAAGCGGAGAACAUAGAGAGAUGGCUGGAUGGGAAGGAAGUAGAGACUAGAUUAUUAUAA